Molecule: messenger RNA, 1983 nt
Organism: Mytilus californianus (California mussel)
Lineage: Eukaryota; Metazoa; Mollusca; Bivalvia; Mytilida; Mytilidae
Exons: 5
Coding region: 263-922 (219 amino acids)
Source: RefSeq, a predicted model, not a curated record
UUAUAUAGUCGUUAUUUUUCUUUUUUUAAUUUUUUAAUGGGUGUAACAAAAAAAAAAAUAAUAAAAAGGAAAAUAUAUAUUACAAAGCAAGUAAUUUUUGUACGGUAUUAAAUAUUGGAGUGAAAAAUGAAAACGGAAUGAUUUUAUUUAUACUGGUUUCCAUUUAGACACUUCUAUACGUAGCUGUCAGGAAGAGCCUAAGUUAUUAAAUUAUUAAUUGUCGCAUCUAAACAUAGGAAUUACGAACGAAAUACCUUGGAGAAUGGGAGAACGUUGUGCUAAUACAUGGGUCUGUCUUGCGAUAACUUUUAUUGGGAUAAGCAUAACACUGGUUGGCAUUAUUUGCUGGAGAGAGUUUAUAUUAAAGGACAAGGAAACAGAUACAAGAAUUACUCGUGAAAAUCUUAUUAAGUACUACCCCACCAUAUAUGGCAUUUAUACAACUAAUAUUUCCUACGAGCAGAUAUUGUUAAAAGGUGCAAAUCGCCUUACGCCUACUACUGGAUAUUUUAAUCCUAAUAAGAACUGCAGUUUUGAUUGUGUACCUAAUGGAGGAAAACGUAUAUCUGAACCGAACUACAACCGUGCACGUGUUUACAAUCACGCAUGUUGUCAAUCAACUCGAAUCUUUACAACACAUCAAUUCUUUACAAACAUAGAUGGCGUAGUUAGAGAGAUCGUACAGUUCAAUGAUUCACUGCUGUUGAUAUACAUGCCACAGGUAUUCUUUCAAGAAGAAUGCAGACAAGCCAUUCAUUGUACUGGUUGCAUUUGUCACUACAUUGCUCAAGCAACUUCAGCAGUUGUCUACAAGUCUGGAUACACAUCAGCAACAGCCAGAUACAUUUCACAGCUGGAAAUAGACCUUUUUUAUUUACACGGAUGCUGUAAAUGCAUUAACCUUAGUAAACGUGCACCAUAAGCGACACUUUAGAAAACCGGUAAAACUGUUUUUGUGCUUUUCAAUUUCAUGAAAAAUUGUACAUUGUUAUUUAUUCAAUUAUUCCCCUGAGCAAAAUGUGCAUAUGAUUUAUUUAAAAAAAUAUUACUAUCGUAGUUAUUUAUCACGGACAAGAAUGACAUAAGAAACCUACUGUGGAAGACUUUUCUAAUAACACCAUGUUUAUCUUAAAAAAACUUAUAAAAGAAGAAAUAGUUAUUUUUCAAAGUUAUCAUAACAUUUGUUAUUGAAAAGAACCUAAAGGUAAAUCAUCAAAAUAUACAAAUAGAUUUUUUAAGCAUGCUGUCCACACUUGAUGGAAAGUGUGUUGAAAAAGGAGAGACAAAAUGAGUAAAGGAAAAAAAGUUUGAUCGCAGGAUAUCAGAUCCUUUUAAGAAUUAAAAUAGGUACAUAUUUAAAGAUCGCGUUCACAGUUUUAGUGUUCUACGUGCAUUGUGAUAUUUGUGCAGGAGAGAGGCGAAAGAUUCCAAAAAGGACCUUCAAACCCAUAUGUCGAAAAUAAACUGACAACACCAUGUCUAAAAUAGAAAAUAAAAACAAACAACAGUUCACAAAAAUAACAUAGAAAACUAAAGGCUGAGCAACACGAACCCCACCAACAACUGGGGCUGAUCUCAGGUGCUCCGGAAGGGUAAGUAGAUCCUGCUUCACAUGUGCCAUCCGUCGUGUUCCUUGUGUUAGUACAAACCCGAUGAUAAGUGUAUUUUGUAGGUCACAUUCAUGGAAAAGUGGACGGGAUUGUAGUUACGACAAGUGGAACAUAUCCGUUGUCAUCUGUGAAAUGGAUAUUCCAUAACUGUCCAUUCAUAGACGUCGAUAAAACAUGUAAAAUGCUUUUAUCAAUUAUUUAACAGAUUUUCACCAAACUCACUAAAUUGUUCAGUUUAUGUUAUUAAUGAUAUGACGGAAAUGGAAAUGUGUACUAAAUUAAACAAGGAUAUCCGCCUAUAAAAACCUUCACAAGUAAUAAUGUAUGUAUAUUGUAUUAACUUUGAAAUUAAAAACCUACGUAAUAACACAAU